This is a messenger RNA of Mycena citricolor, 4027 nucleotides long. The record is from the annotation of a GenBank genome assembly. Lineage: Eukaryota; Fungi; Basidiomycota; Agaricomycetes; Agaricales; Mycenaceae.
CUAAGACGGGCCACCAACCCUUCAAACGCCAUGGCACCGCUUGCUUCGCUAUCUAUCCCUUCCGAACUCUCGACCCGCCCGUUGACUACUAUCCUACCUCCAACUGAAAAUACGCCUUCUUUCAUCAUCACUGGGGCCAAUCGAUCCUACAAGCAUCAAUACGCAAACAUAUAUUUCAUCCGACUACGGCUGUUACGCGACUCUGUCUAUGAACGUGCGCGGCAGCGGUGGGAUGGCAUCAAGGGAAAGCCUGUCUUCGUACCCAAGGUUCUGGAAGUAGAGAAGUCUAAACUUUCCUAUAUUCUCGGAACCGUUUACAUGGACAUGCCCUUGAAACCCAAUGUCAUGGAGGACAUAGCCCGAGAUAGCUCUAUACCACCUCCUCUUCCGCUGUCUAAAUUCUUCUCUGAAGAUGACUGUGUCAUGCUAGAGGAUGAAUCAGGGCGAAUACAGCUGGUGGGCGAUAGAGUAACCAAAGCGCGUCUCGUGACUGGCGUCAUCAUCGCUGUCCUUGGAAUCGAGACCCCGACCGGAGAAUUUGAAGUAGUGGAUAUAUGUACCGCUGGUCUUGCCUCUCAGUCAGAGCAGCCUGUGUCUGAAGAAGGGAUGGAUGUUGACGAGGCAGAGGGCUGGAUAGCAGUCACGUCCGGCCUGGACAUUGGCUCGGAUGGCUCAGCUGAUGCCCAGAUUCAAAUGCUCGCUGAGUACCUCACUGGGGAAAGCGGGGGGGCCAAAGAACAGGCAUCGUCUGCGCGAAUAUCUCGUCUGAUCAUUGCGGGAAAUUCGUUGGCUCCAGCUGUGCUUACCACUCUGAAAUCGGAGGACGACGACCUGGAAGCCAGAAAAGGAAAAAGAUAUGGUUACGAUGGAGGCACAUUCUCAGCACAGCCGACGAUGACCCUCUCUGCGCAUCUGCUGGAUAUAGCGCGGACUAUGCCUGUCCACAUCCUGCCUGGCGAAUCGGAUCCUUCCGGGACAAUACUACCUCAGCAGCCGUUUCCGCGGGCGAUGUUUGGCAAAGCCGCUUCUUACACUACUUUUUUUUGCGAAACGAAUCCCACAUACCUGCGACUUGGCUCACAGUCUGGUGGAGAGCCGACGCAUAGAACUCUCCUGAUCAACUCAGGGCAACCGGUGAAUGACAUGCUCAAAUAUGUCCCCAGUUCUCGAAGUACACCCCUUUCACUGGUCGCCUCAACUCUUAAAUGGAGGCAUAUGGCACCCACGGCUCCAGAUACACUGUGGUGUCAUCCGUACUUUUCGGCAGACCCCUUCGUUUUCUCAGAAACACCGGAUCUCUAUCUUGUCGGAGCCCAGGACCACUUCGCAACCAAGGUGGUUUCCGAAGGGGCAAGGAGAUGCCGCGUCGUUUUGAUCCCCCGGUUUUCGCAAACGGGCAUCCUGGUUCUGGUUAAUUUACGAUCGCUGCAAGUCAAGUGCAUUAACUUCAGCGUCAUGGGGAUGGCUGGCCCGGCCUCGGUAGCGGAGAGUUUAGCAGUCGAGGCGGAAGGAAAACAAUAAAUCUCAGUCCUUGCAGUAUCUCAGAAAUGUUACAUAGUGAUUUACAGUGUCUACAUGUCCCAUUUCAUUGCUGAUGUGACCCAAUAUGCUCUCCCACACUGCUCGUCCUGUUCAUCGAGCCAGCAUAAGCCAUCUCUCAGCAGCAUGUUCUCCAGUGCCGCAUGAGCGCGAGCGUGGGUCCAACCUUUACGGUCGACAAGCAUGGCUUCCACAAUCCGUCCUCCCUGUUCGUGAGCGAUAGCCAUGACAACCCCUUGGUCUUCAUCCAGCUCCUUGACCACGCUCCGCACCAUCUUUUGACCGCCCGCUACGCUGAAGACCUCGUAACCCACCCCCAGUGGCUCGAGAGUUUUGAUACUUCGCAUGAUAUCGUCCUCCGUGACUUCAUCGCCUUCCACACCGCGCAGCUUUCUGACCAUCCGGAGGAGUUCUUCCAUUUCGAUUAAACCCCCAUUCCGUUCUCGCGUACUCACGCACACGUCAACGAUUUGGACGCCAAGUUCAUAUUGCCAAUCUCCGAGUCCGAGCAUCUCCGCCCAAAAGCCACCUUUUCGGGGCCCGGCAAGGGGGUCUACACCAAUAGACGCGCACAUUUGUUGGAAGGCAUGUCGAAUAGCAGGGUCUUUCCGGAUAGAGUCCCGGUGAGAAGAAGCGAAAUGGUUCAGAGCUGAUCGAAACUGAGCGAGCUGGGCGUGAAGGUUGUCUACUUGAGAUUGCGAGAAUUGGUUCGAGAGCUGGGCGAAGGAGCGCUUGGACUGUUCUUGCAGAUCGAAGGCGGCAAGUCCAGCACCCCGACGCAUGUCCUGGGCAAGUCAACAGUGUUGGAUGAUGACAGGAUCAUACUAGUAGUAUUGAUGGCUAUCGAUGGCCGGGUCUCCUCGGUCACGUUUGUCACCCAGGUCUGCACUGAAUCUCGAUGUUCUUCAACUGCCUGUUUAGUCUCAACGUGCCAAAAUGGAGGAUGGCUGCAACGACACAAACACGGUGGCAAACAUCCUCGUUCCUAAAUACCCGAGGAGCUAUCACCGGUUACGAGAGGCAUGCCGGUCGCCUGCUUCCGCCUGCACUGCUUGAGUUGCGACACUUGUGCGACAUAUCCUGGGACUGGGGGGUCAGAAAAAGGUCAUUGUUCCCUUUCCUAUCAGACAGGACUCAUGCCAAUGUACUAAUGGGCCGCCGUUCCCCAUUAGCAUGUCUCCAUUCAUCCAUUCCAUCUCACGCGUCUCCUGCUGGCUUUCAGAUCGGGUUCUCUUUGAACUUCGCCCUUUCGAUCACAUCGUGUGCAAUGUCAUUCUCCGCGCCAGCUCUGGUUUUUGGAUAUAAUGGGCCACUGGAUGGAUCUGGGCUAUUGACCAGGGAGAUCUGGCGUUCUAAUUAGAGGGUUGAUGUUAAACAGCCUCUGUCACUUUCAAGUUGCAACUCCCUCGAUCAGUCAUCAUUGCCGCGAUGCCUGUGAACGGAGUCACCAAAAGUGGUGUUUGCUCUCACGUCGGAAGGAUUCCGCAGCACCCAGAAACACUUAAAGACCGUUGCACGUCCGUACUCGAGCAGUCAGCCAAUUUAUCCCAGCAAUCAUGCGAUUCGCUUCGACCUUCUUGUUCGCUGCAUCUGUGGCCGCCCAGUACGGUGGCGGUGGUGUCCCUGCCCCAGCGACCACCUCGAGCACUGCGGCUGCUGCGGCCAUUCCAUCUGCUCCGGCAGACACGACUGGCCAUGUCAAUAUCAAUGUCGCUCCCGGGGGAAAGUUCGUCUUCAGUCCGGCCAAUGUCACCGCUUCGAACGGGACUUCUGUGACUUUCUGGUUCCCACCUGGGACCCAGCACUCAGUCACACAGAGCUCUUUCGCGAACCCUUGCACGUAUCUCACGGCGUCGUCCAAUAACACUGCUGGAUUUGACUCGGGUCUCACCGAUUCCGACCAGUUCACCAUCAUCAUAACCGAUGACACGAAACCAAUCUGGUUCUUCUGCAAGCAGGUGACGCACUGCGGUUCUGGGAUGGUGGGCAGCAUCAAUGCCCAGACCACCAACAACACUUUCGACGCCUUCAUGUCAGCAGCCAAGUCCGUCGGUGGUUCCGCUCCUUCUGUGAGAAACUGCUCGUUUGAUCUCCCGUCCCUCAUUGAUCCAUCGCUCAGCCGCCCUCGGGCUCGGUAACCGGAGGCUUCAAUGCUAUCGCCAGUGCCGGUCCCUCAAACACCGGAAGUGCCGCUCCGGCAGCUACAACUGCCGGAACACCUUCAGCAGGCACCAAGUCAGGAAUCACCGUCGGCGCUGUUGCGCUCAGUCUUAUCAGUGCAUUCUUCGCCUUGGCUUAGAUCUUUUGACCGUCCUUGCUUUGACUUUGAUGAAUACUUCUAAGUACGAUUACAUACUACACUUCAUGAAUGCCAUGCUACGUAUUCAAAAGCUGAUGCCUUAGCACUAAACUCGCACAAUUCCAUUUCCAUUCCAGACCACUCCAGCUUUGAUGUUCUAAGAGAUAUAUAUUUACAAAUUCAAUGUCG